CCCACCAUGCCUAUAUCCGUCCACCCCAUAUUUAGGCUCCACUCCUCACUCCGCCCCCUAAACCCUAGCUCCCCUCCCGCCGCCGCCGCCUUUCCGCACCUCUGCCGCCGCGCAACCAUGGGUAUCGACCUCGUCGCCGGCGGCCGCAACAAGAAGACCAAGCGCACGGCGCCCAAGUCCGACGAUGUCUACCUCAAGCUGCUCGUCAAGCUCUACCGCUUCCUCGUGCGGAGGACGAAGAGCCACUUCAACGCGGUGAUCCUGAAGCGGCUGUUCAUGAGCAAGACCAACCGCCCGCCGCUCUCGAUGCGACGCCUCGUCAGGUUCAUGGAGGGCAAGGGUGACCAGAUCGCUGUGAUCGUGGGCACCAUCACCGACGACAAGAGGGUCUACGAGAUCCCGGCGAUGAAGGUGGCCGCGCUCAGGUUCACCGAGACGGCGAGGGCCAGGAUUGUCAAUGCCGGUGGCGAGUGCCUCACCUUCGACCAGCUCGCGCUCCGUGCGCCGCUUGGACAGAACACGCUUCUCCUGAGGGGCCCCAAGAAUGCCAGGGAAGCUGUUAGGCACUUUGGCGCUGCUCCAGGUGUCCCACACAGCCACACCAAGCCAUAUGUUCGCUCAAAGGGCAGGAAAUUUGAGAAGGCAAGAGGAAGGAGGAACAGCAGGGGCUUCAAGGUUUAAGCUGAAGCAGUUUUGUCACCCUUGUGUCGUAUCGCUCUUGUUACUUAAUCAUUACUCCUUUGGAUACCAGAAUUAUACUGUUUUAGAUGUCAGAAUCUUGUGCUGAUGAAUUUUUUAGAACCAGUUAAUUUUUGGUUUCAUGUUUGUCACUAGCCAGUUAUGAAUAUCCUUUUGGAAAUCAUAUGGGGCCUUUCCCCUAUGUGAACCUUUACAAUUGUUGAUCUUUCAUGAGUUAUCUCCUUUGCCGUGUAACUGGUCAAAAUACA
Molecule: messenger RNA, 947 nt
Organism: Brachypodium distachyon (stiff brome)
Lineage: Eukaryota; Viridiplantae; Streptophyta; Magnoliopsida; Poales; Poaceae
Product: 60S ribosomal protein L18-3
Exons: 5
Coding region: 7-681 (224 amino acids)
Biological process (GO): translation
Cellular component (GO): cytosolic large ribosomal subunit; ribosome
Molecular function (GO): RNA binding; structural constituent of ribosome
Source: RefSeq, a predicted model, not a curated record